Messenger RNA from Cephus cinctus (wheat stem sawfly), 2115 nucleotides. RefSeq lists its product as uncharacterized. The record is from RefSeq and is a predicted model, not a curated record. The transcript is spliced from 2 exons. Bases 358 to 1791 code for a protein of 477 amino acids. NCBI's taxonomy places the organism in Eukaryota, Metazoa, Arthropoda, Insecta, Hymenoptera, Cephidae.
UGGGUUAGUUUCCACCGUGCAAAGUUUACACAAAGUUUAGAGGCCUCAUUGGUCAAUUCCAUUCAACUUCUAUAAGUGAUUGGUUAACUCUGUUUAAACUCUGCACGGUGGAAACUAAGCCUAUGUCGAUGAAAGGUACUAAAGGGUAUACAGUGGUAUACAGUCGCAAUUAUAUUAUGCUUAGAACCCUGUGGCCGAAUAGUAAAAGUUAUCCAUAGCAACGGUCUAAGAGGCAAUAAAUAAAAAACAAAGAGGAAGAAGAAAUUUCAAGCCUUGGAUCGCUGGCACGUGAUCUCGUUAGAGGGAUACAUUCCUAUGAUAGGAAGAAGAAGAGAAAGAUAACCUUUUCACUUUACGAUGCCGUCUUCGUCACCUUCUUGCUGUUGUGUGCCUGGUUGCAAAACUGGCUAUGCCAGUGUUAAUAUAAAAAAUAGAAUGAAAGGAAAGAAGAAUUGCAGUAUAUUUAAACCUCGUACAGAAGAGAUGUUGCUAAAAUGGAGAGAGGCGAUUCCUCGUUCUCAUAAAGCGGUGUCCAAGUCCAAUGGUGUGUGUGAGCUUCAUUUUCAAGAAGAUGAAGUGGAAAAAUAUUAUGUGACUACGAUGCCAGAUGGGACAGUAUUUCGUAUGAGGAAAGGUAAAGCUACUUUGCGUGUAGGAUCAGUACCUUCUAUUUUUCCUUGUCAUCAAGAAACUGGAAUUAGUUCUGCAAAUGAAUGCCAAAGUAAAGGAAUUCAAGAAACAGUGACUGAUGAACAUAAACUUCGGAACAUGGAAAACAGUUCUCAAAUAACUCCACAACCAACAACCACUACAGAAUGCAAAUCUAAAAAUGAUGAUGCUACAUCUAGUCAGUCAAAAUUCAAAGAUGCAGGGACCAAUUCACAAGACUUUACGACAUGUGUUCCAUGUACAUCAUCUAAAUUAUGUGAACCAUCUGACCAGUGGGAACUAUGUGAAUCAUCUGAACAGUGUGAACCAUGUGAAUCAUCUGAACUAACUAUACCAUCCGAUGAAUGUGAACCAAGUGAAAUCGAUGAACUGUGUGGACAGUGUGAUCAAUCUUCACGAGAAUUUGAAGAAAUUAUAAAAUCAACAGGUGGUAGUUUUCAAUCACUCAAACAGAAAUUAAAUACAAUUGUUCUUCCACGUGGAUUGUGGUUCAUGCAUGUACUUGAAAACCGAGUCUUUUGGAUCUGUUUGCAAAACAAUUCUUCAGCCAUAGCAAAACGAGUAGUUUUAUUGCAAGACUUGAGCGUAGAAAUUUUCUUAGAAGAAAAAAGAAUAAUUUUGGCAGAUAUGGAACAUGUUGAAAAAAUAGAUGAAGUAUCAAAGUUACUCCAACGAGUAUCAGCAUUAAUACCCUGUAAAGGUGUACUGGGUGAACAAAAAUCACUACAAUGUAUUGGUUAUGUGUUGGCAAAAGAACAAAAUCGGACUGGUCCUCAAAUAACUAGAUGUACAGCAUGUCGAAAACAACGUAGAUCUUUGAUGAAAAGACCAAGAGGACCAGAUCAACUAAAAAUCCAACAAGAAAAGCGUAGAAAAAUACAAGGUACCGCAAAAAACGUUAUCAGAAGGAAUUUACGAUUGAAAAACAAAGUUUCAAAGUACAAGAAGAUUGAUUUAGAAAUUUACAACCGGAUUGUUUUAGCUAUUGAACAACAAUGUAAGCAGAAUUCGAAACAAAAAGAUUCAGCCUGUAUAAGUCCAUCUGACAAAGAUGUAGAUUCCAAGAGGGAGCAAAAAAAUCUCAAAACAAUAUUUAGCCAAAAGAGCAACAUACAUAUGUGAAGACAGCAGCUACUGUUAAUCAGUACACAAGAGUGACGACGAUGGAGAGGGGGAUCCAACUUAAUUUGUAACUAAUGAUAGUGCCUCUUGUAAAAGGUUAUACAUCCAUCUCGUUAAGUUUAAUAACGUUAAUUUUAUAUUAUUUCAUAAACAGCAUCGUCAAAAUACUAUUCUCGUAUUAGUUUUUAUAUUCUAUAUAUCGAAGCUACUUUCAAAAAUUAUUACUCGUAUUGUUCCGAGUGUCAUUCUGUUUCUCGCAUUGCGACAGUAAAAAAUCGCAUAUAUGCAAGAAUAAUUCGAAUAAAGUUACAGUUGGAUCGAAAA